CUUUCGCACUCGACCUUCUCCUUUGUAAACAUUCUCACUUGCUUCUUUGCUUGUGAAAUUGAACUCUCUCUUUCUCUCGUUCUCUCUCUCUCUGAGACAUACGAGCGCACAAUCCUUUUUGGGACAGCAUACUAGCUGUUUUCCUCGUACAUAGAGGCGUAUAGCAAGAAAAUCUAGCAUCUAACGUCUGAGCCAGAGCUGAGCCCAGCUAAGCCAAGCCUAAACCCGAGCCCAGUCAAGUUGAGUCACGUCGCUAUGGAUAUUGCCAUUCAGCAUCCUUGGUUCAGACGGGCCCUAAGCUCCUUCUACCCUGCCCGCCUCUUCGACCAGUUCUUCGGGGAGGGCCUGUUCGACUACGACCUCUACCCUUAUGCCACCUCAACCAUCAGUCCUUUCUACCGCCAGUCAGUCUUCCGCAACUUUGGCGACUAUGCCAACUCAGGCAUGUCUGAGGUGAGAUCUGACAGAGACAGGUUCUACAUAUACCUGGAUGUGAAGCACUUCUCCCCUGAGGAGCUGAACGUGAAGGUGAUAGAUGACUGUGUGGAAAUUCAUGGCAAACAUGGGGAGAGACAGGACGACCAUGGCUACAUUUCACGUGAGUUCCACCGCCGCUACCGUCUGCCUGCCAACGUUGACCAAUCCGCCAUGACCUGCUCGCUGUCCUCCGACGGCAUGCUGAACCUCUACGGCCCCAAGACUGGCUCUGGCUCCGACGGUACACGCUCUGACCGCAAUAUCCCCGUCAUCCGCGAGGACAAGAGCAACGCCGCGCCCUCCUCUUAGACGGGCACCACCA
This is a messenger RNA of Alosa sapidissima (American shad), 799 nucleotides long. It is a transcript of the gene cryaa, whose product is annotated as crystallin, alpha A. The record is from RefSeq and is a predicted model, not a curated record. Gene Ontology annotation, molecular function: structural constituent of eye lens; protein folding chaperone. The transcript has 3 exons. Gene Ontology annotation, biological process: protein refolding; lens development in camera-type eye; response to heat. Lineage: Eukaryota; Metazoa; Chordata; Actinopteri; Clupeiformes; Clupeidae. Bases 256 to 786 code for a protein of 176 amino acids.